AUGUUCAUUGAGAGCUUUAAGGUUGAGAGUCCCAAUGUGAAGUACACGGAGGGCGAGAUUCGGUCUGUGUACGACUAUCAAACCACUGAGCUUGUUCAUGAGAACAGAAAUGGCACUUACCAGUGGAUUGUCAAGCCUAAAACUGUUAAAUAUGAAUUUAUAACCAACACCCAUGUCCCUAAAUUAGGGGUAAUGCUUGUGGGAUGGGGUGGAAACAACGGCAGCACCCUCACUGGUGGUGUCAUCGCCAACCGAGAGGGUAUUUCGUGGGCAACGAAGGAUAAAAUUCAACAAGCCAAUUACUUUGGCUCCCUAACCCAGGCAUCCACCAUCCGUGUGGGUUCCUUCAAUGGCGAGGAAAUUCAUGCACCCUUCAAAAGCCUGCUUCCUAUGGUGAACCCUGACGAUGUUGUGUUUGGAGGAUGGGAUAUCAGUGACAUGAACCUGGCGGACGCCAUGGCGAGGGCCAAGGUCUUUGACAUCGAUCUGCAAAAGCAGCUUAGGCCCUACAUGGAGUCCAUGGUUCCACUCCCUGGAAUCUAUGACCCAGAUUUCAUUGCUGCAAACCAGGGGGACAGAGCCAACAACGUCAUCAAGGGCACCAAAAAAGAACAAGUACAACAGAUUAUCAAAGACAUAAAGGACUUUAAGGAAGCCAACAAGGUCGACAAGGUUGUUGUGCUCUGGACUGCCAAUACAGAGAGGUACAGUAAUGUAAUUGUGGGACUGAACGACACCGUGGAAAACCUCUUGGCGGCCCUGGACAGAAAUGAACCUGAGAUUUCUCCCUCCACCUUGUAUGCCUUGGCUUGUGUUCUAGAAAACGUUCCUUUUAUCAACGGAAGCCCUCAGAACACUUUUGUCCCAGGGCUGAUUGACUUGGCCAUCAAGAGGAACAGUUUGAUUGGCGGGGAUGACUUUAAGAGUGGUCAAACCAAAAUGAAAUCUGUGUUGGUGGAUUUCCUUGUGGGGGCUGGUAUCAAGCCCACCUCAAUAGUGAGCUACAACCAUCUGGGAAACAAUGACGGGAUGAAUCUCUCGGCUCCACAAACCUUCCGCUCCAAGGAAAUCUCGAAAAGCAACGUUGUUGAUGAUAUGGUCAACAGCAACGCCAUUCUCUAUGAGCCUGGCGAGCAUCCUGAUCAUGUGGUCGUUAUUAAGUAUGUACCCUACGUGGGCGACAGCAAGAGAGCUAUGGACGAGUACACUUCAGAGAUAUUCAUGGGCGGAAAGAACACAAUCGUGAUGCACAACACAUGUGAGGAUUCUCUGUUGGCUGCUCCUAUCAUCCUAGACUUGGUCCUUCUUGCUGAGCUUAGCACCCGAAUUCAGUUCAAGGCUGAAGGAGAGGGCAAGUUUCACUCAUUCCAUCCUGUUGCUGCGAUCCUCAGUUACCUCACCAAAGCUCCUCUGGUCCCACCAGGCACACCGGUGGUGAACGCAUUGUCAAAGCAGCGUUCUAUGCUGGAAAACAUCAUGAGGGCUUGCAUUGGUUUGGCUCCUGAGAACAACAUGAUUCUGGAGUACAAGUGAAGCUUGACCCGAUGGGAAUCGGGAUCAUUUGGAAACUGAUUCCCCUUUUCUCUUAUAUAAAUAUGUUUGUUAAUGAAUUUGCAAAUGUAAUAUCAUGUACGAUUAUGUUUGAUGGAUGUCUUUUUGCUUCCCUUUUCUUCCCGUGUAAGAAGGGUGCCUCUUGUGUACGUAGCUUUUCUGUCUGCGGCUUCUCCACAUUUGAGAGCUGGCAAUCUUUUGUACUCUAUAAGUAGAUGAAAUAUAAAUCAAGGUUUUAAUUACUCCUCA
Molecule: messenger RNA, 1800 nt
Organism: Neltuma alba
Lineage: Eukaryota; Viridiplantae; Streptophyta; Magnoliopsida; Fabales; Fabaceae
Product: inositol-3-phosphate synthase
Exons: 10
Coding region: 1-1533 (510 amino acids)
Biological process (GO): phospholipid biosynthetic process; inositol biosynthetic process
Molecular function (GO): inositol-3-phosphate synthase activity
Source: RefSeq, a predicted model, not a curated record